CACUCGACAGUCAACAGUCUAGUUCUACGCUGUCAGAGACCUAACUUAAUAUUAAUAGUUUUAUAUUUUACGUUCUAAAGAAAACAAAAACAAUUGAAUUAUCUAUUUUAAUCGUGUUUUAUUUUGUAUACCAUAUUACUUACCUAGGCUAAACGUGAUUUUGUUAUUUUUCCGACGAGAGAAGACGAUUAUUUUUGCACCCUUUACGCGCAAUUUUUCAAAUUACUUUCUUCUUAGAACUCGUUCAAGAUGCACGGUUGGAUAAAGAUAACUCUUAUAUUAUGUCUAUUCGGCACAUUAAGAGAGUUUCGUCCCUCAGAACCCUUUGUAACAGAGUUUUUGCUUGGAAAGUGGAGAAAUAUUACAGAAUCUCAAUUGAACCGUGAUGUUUAUCCUGUGGGAACGUAUUCCUAUCUAGGACUUUUAGUCGUCGUAUUUUUAAUCACAGAUUUCUUACGAUUUAAACCAGUCAUAAUUCUCUCGGGUAUAAGUGGGAUAGGAGUUUAUGCAGUAUUACUAUGGACUACAAGUUUAGAAUGGCUUCAAGUGUCUCAAGUUCUAUAUGGAAUUUACAUGGCAACAGAAGUUGCAUACUUCACAUACAUUUAUGCAAAGGUGGACUCUUCAAAGUACCCUAAAGUGUCAUCCUACACUCGGAUGGCUGCACUAACUGGUCGUUUUCUCUCUGGAGUGAGUUCCCAAUUAUUAACUCACUUUAAUAUCAUGGAUCUUCGGGACCUUAAUUACCUAACACUUACAGCUCAAAUUCUGGCUACGUUUUGGGCGUUUUGGCUGCCUCCAGUACCAUAUGGAAUAUAUUUUCAUCGGCGGUCAAUUGCCAGUACUACGCAAUCGGAUAUACCGAUCGAAAAACAACCACCACAAGACGGGUACGAUGCUAAAUCAUUUCGCUCUCAAAUUUCCGAAGCGACUGUGUUAAUAUAUCGCCACGCACGUAGCGCAUACUCCCGACCCAAAGUUGUGGCGUGGUCUGCCCUUUACGCAGUGGCACUCGCACUGUUUGUACAGUCACAGACUUAUAUGCAACUAUUGUGGAAUAGGAUACGGGGUGGUGACGAAGAAGUGUUUUUAGGUUGCGGCAGUAAGCUUGUCUAUGCGAAAUAAUUGCGGUGAUAAAAUUCGAGGUUUACUCUUUAAAGACCUGUUGGGAAUUUCUUAAAUCUUAAGAUUACCUAAGAAUAUGUAAAACAAAAUAUAGAUGUGAAAUAUGCUAUGUAUUGUAAAGUCAAACACCCUUGUAGUCCGGGAAAUAGUUUCUGAACAUCCAGCAAGAGGAAGAGGAAGAAGGUGAAAUCGAAGAUGAUAUGACUGUUGACGUAGAUUUUUAAGAGAUAAAAAUAACUAAAGAAAUUAAAACAAUAGUUACCUAAUAAUCAAUAAUUAGGUAAUAUCUAGAACUUGUCGGGUAUUGUUCCCUUAAAAUAUCCUAAUUUGUCAUGACAAGUACUGGAGUAGACCUACAGGGGAAACCAUGGUAAAAAAAACGUGCCGAGGACAGUACAAGUGCAGUGGAAAUGUGUAUGUCAUGUAUUAUGUAAAUAAAUAAAAUAUGAUGAUCAUUUUGUAGGGAAUUUUAAGAUCUACUACAACUUUGAGAUUAUUUUUGAUAAAAUUUAGCGUUUGCGAAAAAAAAACUCUAAUUUUUACUUUUG
Molecule: messenger RNA, 1673 nt
Organism: Pieris brassicae (large cabbage white)
Lineage: Eukaryota; Metazoa; Arthropoda; Insecta; Lepidoptera; Pieridae
Product: thiamine transporter 1-like
Exons: 7
Coding region: 250-1125 (291 amino acids)
Biological process (GO): vitamin transport; transmembrane transport
Cellular component (GO): plasma membrane
Molecular function (GO): vitamin transmembrane transporter activity
Source: RefSeq, a predicted model, not a curated record